ACAUUUCAUUUACUGAGUAUUACGCCGUAGCUGCCAUUUUGUGUGCUGUCACAAUCUACAUGCCUCUAAUCCAUCAUCCUUAAAAAGCCUUCCUUUUACGACGCAGUAGACCCAGUAGAUUUUGAAGGCUUCCUAAUGACGCGGCUGAACAACUUGGACUCAGAACUAGCACAAGAACUUGCUGACUUUCCUGAAGAUGACUUGGACGUUGUCUUUACACCCAAAGAGUGCAGGACUUUGCAACCCUCUAUGCCAGAAGAUGGGAUUGAACUCGACUCACAUGUCAGAGACUGUGUUCAGACGUAUAUCCGGGAGUGGCUGAUUGUGAAUCGAAAGAACCAAGGGAAUUCAGAUACUUGUAGCCUGAAAAACAAGGGAUCCCGAAAAGAUUUUCACAAGACGCUUCAAAAACAAACAUUCGAAUCGGAAACAUUGGAUUCCGGCGAUGCAAGCUUUCAGGCGGGGCCUCGACAUGUCCACGCGCUCCCCGAGGAGGCCUCGAGGACGACCCUCGCCUCCUCCGACUUCGACCUGCGCAGCCUGCAGCCAGACCCCCGCCUGGAAAACCUGCUGCGGCACGUCAGCGCUGAGGAGUUCGAGAGGCAGAACGAGGAGGCGCGGCGCACCAACAGGCACGCCGAGCUCCUCGCCCUCUACCCCUCUGUGGACGAGGAAGAUGCAGUGGAGAUACGGCCGGUGCCGGAUCGCCCAAAGGAACAUCUGGGCAACAGGAUUUUGGUGAAGCUGCAGACUCUGAAGUUUGAUAUAGAGAUCGAACCUUUGUUUGCAUGCAUAGCUCUCUAUGACAUAAAAGAAAGAAAAAAGAUCUCAGAAAAUUUUCAUUGUGACCUCAACCCUGAUUCAUUAAAAGGAUUCUUGCGUUCUCAUACACCCUCCAUCGACUUGUCUACUCAGGCAAGAUCAGCAGUAUUUUCUGUCACUUAUCCCUCGUCGGAUAUAUACCUAGUAAUAAAGAUAGAAAAAGUGCUUCAGCAGGGAGAAAUCGGAGACUGUGCAGAACCGUACAUGGUUCUCAAAGAAAGUGAGGCUGGCAAGACAAAAGAAAAGAUUGAAAAACUGAAAGCCCAAGCUGAAUCCUUUUGUCAGCGGUUGGGGAAAUACAGAAUGCCAUUUGCCUGGAUUCCCAUAAGCCUAACUAAUUUCUUCAACCUUUCAACACUUGAACGAGAAGUACCUGAAGCCGAAGGUUUAAAUGGUAGAUCCACUAAUGACAAGCGGGCAACACUGCUACAGGCGAGAAGACUUUCUGAGAGAAGUCUCAGCUCAGAGGACAGCUGUCCAGUAUCAAACUUCAAAACAACCUCUCUGACCUUCAACACCUUCUUUAAACAGGAAGGAGACAGGCUCAGUGAUGAAGAUCUGUUCAAAUUUUUAGCUGAUUUCAAAAGAUCGUCUUCCUUGCAGAGAAGAAUUAAGACUUUACCAGGAACACUUAAACUGGAGAUUUCCCCAGCUCCAGAAAACCUUGGUUAUUGUCUGACACCAGAAUUACUACCAGUGAAGCCAUUUCCAGAAAACCGUAAUCGUCCUCACAAAGAGAUUUUGGAAUUCCCAAUUAGAGAAGUGUAUGUUCCCCAUACCAUUUACAGAAAUCUCCUCUAUGUUUACCCUCAGAGGCUGAAUUUUGCUAACCGACCGGCUUCUGCAAGAAACAUUACCAUCAAGAUCCAGUUUAUGUGUAGCGAAGACCCAUCCUCUGCAAUGCCGGUAAUUUUUGGGAAAUCUUCAAGUCCAGAAUUUGUGCAAGAAAUAUACACCGCUAUCACAUAUCACAAUAAGUCCCCUGAUUUUUAUGAAGAAGUGAAAAUUAAGCUGCCAGCAAAACUCACAGAGAAACACCAUCUAUUGUUCACGUUCUAUCACAUCAGCUGCCAGCCAAAGCAGGGAGCAUCUGUGGAAACCCUCCUCGGGUAUUCAUGGCUGCCGAUUCUAUUAAAUGAUCGUCUUCAAACUGGACAUUAUUGUCUUCCUGUUGCAUUGGAUAAGCUGCCUUUCCACUAUUCAAUUCACUCUCCUGAG
Messenger RNA from Fulmarus glacialis (Northern fulmar), 2040 nucleotides. RefSeq names its product dedicator of cytokinesis protein 8-like. Gene Ontology annotation, molecular function: guanyl-nucleotide exchange factor activity. Lineage: Eukaryota; Metazoa; Chordata; Aves; Procellariiformes; Procellariidae. The transcript has 17 exons. The record is from RefSeq and is a predicted model, not a curated record. The annotation marks the transcript as partial. Gene Ontology annotation, cellular component: cell leading edge. Gene Ontology annotation, biological process: positive regulation of T cell migration; positive regulation of establishment of T cell polarity; positive regulation of GTPase activity.